This is a messenger RNA of Lolium rigidum, 1962 nucleotides long. Its product is annotated as alpha-L-arabinofuranosidase 1-like. The record is from RefSeq and is a predicted model, not a curated record. Gene Ontology annotation, biological process: L-arabinose metabolic process. The transcript has 17 exons. Bases 1 to 1962 code for a protein of 653 amino acids. NCBI's taxonomy places the organism in Eukaryota, Viridiplantae, Streptophyta, Magnoliopsida, Poales, Poaceae. Gene Ontology annotation, molecular function: alpha-L-arabinofuranosidase activity.
AUGGGUACAGAUGACGCGGCAACUUGCCGCACCGUCCUCUGCACCUUGCUACUACUCACGUUGAGCUGCGACUGCCUGGCAGCAGACUUGGAUCUGGCUAAGACGGCAGUGCUAGAGGUUAAUACGUCAUGGGUAGCCGCCAGAAAGAUCCCUCAGACCCUCUUUGGGUUGUUCUUUGAGGAAAUCAACCACGCUGGAGCUGGAGGAAUUUGGGCGGAGCUUGUCAGUAACAGAGGUUUUGAAGCUGGAGGGCCUAAAACUCCUUCAAAGAUAGAUCCAUGGGCCAUCAUUGGGGAUGAAUCUUCCAUAUACGUGCAGACUGAAAGAGCAUCUUGUUUCAGUAAAAAUUUCAUUGCUCUAAGGAUGGAGGUUCAUUGCGACGAGUGUCCAGCUGGCAGUGUUGGAAUUUAUAACCCAGGAUUCUGGGGCAUGAAUAUAGAAGAAGGGAAGACCUAUAAUCUAGUCAUGUAUAUCAGAUCAAUGGAACCUGUGGAGUUGACUGCUUCACUCACAUGUUUCGAUGGAUUACAAACUAUCGCAUCAGCUGAUAUAGUAGAUAAUAAUGUGUCAGAUUGGCGAAAGGUAGAACUCCAAUUAUUUGCUCGAGGAACGUGCAGAACUUCAAGAUUUGAGUUAACAACUUCCAAGAGGGGGGUCAUAUGGAUAGAUCAAGUGUCACUUAUGCCUUCAGAUACAUAUAAGGGCCAUGGCUUUCGCAAGGAACUCAUACACAUGCUUAUGGAUUUAAGACCACAGUUCCUACGAUUUCCUGGUGGUUGCUUUGUUGAAGGCGAGUGGUUAAGAAAUUCUUUCAGAUGGAGGGAAACUAUUGGUCCAUGGGAAGAGAGGCCUGGGCACUAUGGAGACGUUUGGAAGUACUGGACAGAUGAUGGGCUUGGGUAUUACGAGUUUCUCCAGCUUGCCGAAGACCUUGGUGCUGAGCCAAUCUGGGUUUUCAAUGCUGGGAUCAGCCACAAUGAUGAAGUUGAUACCACUGCACUUGCACCUUUUGUAAAGGAUGCUUUGAACGGCAUUGAGUUUGCUAGAGGAAAUUCAGAAUCAACCUGGGGUUCCAUUAGAGCUGCAAUGGGGCACUCUGAACGAUUCCCACUGAAGUAUGUUGCAAUUGGGAAUGAAGAUUGUAAUAAAAGGAAUUAUCAAGCAAAUUAUCUCAUGUUUUACAAUGCAAUUCGAGAGGCCUAUCCAGAUAUUCAAAUUAUUUCAAACUGUGAUGGCUCAUCUAAGCCACUUCACCAUCCUGCUGAUUUAUAUGAUUUCCAUGUCUAUAGCAAUGCCACAGAUAUUUUUCUCAUGAAAGAUUACUUUACCAGGACAUCGCGCACGGGUCCAAAGGUAUUUGUUAGUGAGUAUGCUGUUGAUUAUCCAAGGGAUGCUGGCAAUGGAAGCCUUCUUGCUUCAUUGGCAGAGGCUGCGUUCCUUAUUGGGUUAGAGAAGAAUAGUGAUAUCGUCCACAUGGCGAGCUAUGCUCCAAUCUUCGUAAAUGACAACGACCGCAGAUGGAUUCCAGAUGCGAUAGUCUUCAACUCCUGGCAACAGUAUGGAACUCCUAGUUACUGGAUGCAGACAUUUUUCCGUGAAUCAAGUGGUUCUGUGAUCCAUCCUGUGAGAAUCGCUUCCAGCUACUCUAGUUCAUUGGCAGCAUCCGCAAUCACCUGGAAAGACAAUGAGGAUAUGUUCCUGAGGAUAAAGAUUGUAAACUUUGGUUCGCAUGCUGUAAACCUAACAAUAUCUGCAACUGGACUUCAAGCUGGUGUCGAUACGGCAAGAUCAACUGUGACUGUUCUCACAUCCAGUGAUUUGCUUGAUGAAAACUCAUUCAGUGACCCAAAUAAGGUUGUGCCAGUUCGCAGCGGUCUAGCCGGCGCUGCAGAAAAGAUGCAGGCCUUGCUAGCUCCAUACUCGCUCACAUCCUUUGACCUGGCCCUGGAUCAGGAUCCAUAA